Benincasa hispida (wax gourd) is the source of this 1677-nucleotide messenger RNA. RefSeq names its product putative F-box protein At1g65770. The record is from RefSeq and is a predicted model, not a curated record. Lineage: Eukaryota; Viridiplantae; Streptophyta; Magnoliopsida; Cucurbitales; Cucurbitaceae. Gene Ontology annotation, molecular function: protein binding.
GAAAGCAAGUAUACCGUAUACGGAUACCAAAAUUUAAUAAGGUCCAAAGUAUUCAGUUUGAACCGUAAUCUUCAUCCUUUAAUUCCUUCGUCUCCAAGCAAUUAAGUCGAUGGAGAAAUCUCGGGUACGGUGGUCCGAUCUGCCUCCUCAACUCUGGCCGCUCAUCGGAAAACGCCUUGAUAAUUACAUCGACAUCGUCCGAUAUCGCAGUGUAUGCCGUUCAUGGCGUGCUUCUCUUCCCCAAUUGAACGCCAUUUCUCUUCUUUCACCUCUCCGUCUCCCCCACCCCGCCGAUCAUCGAUUCGAAGACGUUUUAGUUAUCCGAAGAAUAAUCUAUGCUAUCAGUCCCCUCCAUCAUCAUCAAAUUUCAACUUCCCCUUCUGCUUCUCGUGCUUCCGAGGGCUGGUUGGCGAAGAUCGAGACCACAAAGCUCGGUAAAAUGCGAUUUCUAAGCCCGCUUUGUACAGACUGGGUUAAAUCCAAGAAUCGAGUGUUUCAGAAGGAAGUCAACCUGCUGGAUUUUCGUAUUCAUGAAGUAGCUAAAUCAUAUAUACUUAGAUCCACUAUUGGUGGUAUUGUUCUCAUAAAUAAGGUUGUAAUCUUCCCUGAUUCUGCCUGGAUCGAUGUGAAGAAGAACUCCAUUAUUGUAGCAGUUCGUGUAGACGGAAAAUUAGGGUUUACUAAAUUUGGGGAUAACAACUGGACGCUGAUUGGGAACCCUAAUUUUCAAUUCGAUGAUCUGAUUGUCUACAAAGGAGAAAUUUAUACCGUCAAUAGACAGGGAACAGUUUUCUUGAUUGAUUCAUCGAUGAAAUUGGUACAAAUUUCUCCUGAAUUGGGCAUUUUCAGUAACCAGAAACAUUUGGUUGAAUGUGGGGGAGAAAUUUAUGUGGUGGAUCGGUUUUUGGAGAGUAAGAAGAAUCCAGAGUUAAUAUAUUUCUUUGGUGAAUCGCUUCCAAGUGUGGUUGAUUUCAAAGUGGUGAAGCUGGAACAAGAAAUCAGGGGAAGAUCAAGAUGGGUGGAGGUUAAGAAUUUGGGAAAUCAAGCGUUUGUUUUAGGGCACAAUUGUUUUUCGGUUUCAGCAGCUGAUUUUGAAGGAUUUAAAGAGAAUUGCAUAUAUUUUUCUGAUGAACUAAAUUCUGAUCUUGGCUAUGGCUUUAGUACUCAUGUAUUUGACCUUCAGGAAAGGACGAUUGUGCAAGCUCCUGCACAAAUUUUCAGGGCACCUCCGAUUUGGCUCCGUUGAGUUAUGAAUCCCAUGGUAUUCUGUUUCUUGCUGCUUUGUAUGCGUACGCUUGAUUUGAGGAAACGAAACACGUGGUGAUCUUGGAGUUGAAGUCUUGGAAUAAUGCUUGUAUCUUCGAAGAACUUCAGUCUUCAGUGUGGUUCAGGUGUGGUCAGCUUCAGGAGUCAGGAGUCUUCUGGAGCAUAUUAUUCCUCACCAGUGGUUUUAGCUUGUGGUUCUUGUGAUGACAUGCUAGGUGCUUCAACUUUAUAGCGAAGUCUUUAAAGGAAUGGGUCCUCCACUGAAAAUUCUCAAUGAGUUCAUCCAAAAGAAUGGAGGUGAAAACCUCAGGGAGUACUCAAUCAGUAAUGUAAUCCCAUUAGAAAUACUUGAGAAAUGCUUAAAUGAAAAAAUAAAUACCACAUGUAUUUUGGAGCAAGUAAAGGAGUCCU